Messenger RNA from Phalacrocorax carbo (great cormorant), 2372 nucleotides. The record is from RefSeq and is a predicted model, not a curated record. NCBI's taxonomy places the organism in Eukaryota, Metazoa, Chordata, Aves, Suliformes, Phalacrocoracidae.
UUCAGGAUCCCGGUGCAGGAUCCCAGUUCAGGAUCCCAGUGUGGUUCCUGGAUUCAGGAUCCCAGCGCAAGAUCCUGGUGCAGGAUCCCAGUGUGGUUCUGGGUUCAGGAUCCCGGUGCGGUCCCGGUGCAGGAUCCCGGGGGUGCCCUCGCCCCCCUGCCUCGCCCGUGGCCCCCCCGGCCCUGGCUCCGCCCGGCGCCCGCAGCAGCCGGGGCCGGGGGCGGCCGGUGGCGGGGCGGGCGCGGGGAAGGGGAAGGGGAAGCGGCGGAUGCUCCGCGGCGGCGGCCGUGCCUUUGCUCGGGGCGGCGGCUCCUCCCGGUACCGGGGACCGGGGCGGGGGGUCCCGGGGCGGCGGGAGCGAGGGGCGGUGCCCCGGCACCGGGCGCGGCUGCGCAAAAGCCCGAGCGGCGGCGGGAGGCAGCGCUCGGCGGGGGCGGCACCGGCACCGGGACGGCACCGGGACGGCACCGGGACGGCACCGGGACGGCACCGGGACGGAGCGGGCGGCGGCUGGAGGUCUCCGUAGCCGGGGAUCGCCGGCGCCAUGUCCCGGCAGCGCUGAGGUCGGCAGGACGGGCGGCAAGCGGAGCCGCGGCCGGCGAGGAACCAUGGGGAGCAUCUACAAGGAAUACUUCAACACGGAGAAGAUCCGGGAGCACUACAACUACACCAAGGAGGGCUCGGAAAGCUCCUCCACCACCUCCCGUUGGGUGGUAUCCAUCAUCAUCGUCGUGGUCUGCUGCUUCAUCGUGCUGGAGAACCUGCUGGUCCUCAUCUCCGUUUGCCGCAACAAGAAGUUUCACUCAGCCAUGUACAUCUUCAUUGGGAACUUGGCUUUCUCUGACCUCUUGGCUGGGUUGGCCUUCAUGGUCAACAUCUUGCUCUCCGGAGCCACCACCUUCAACCUGACGCCGGUACAGUGGUUUGUACGGGAAGGCACAGCUUUCGCCACGUUGGCCGCCUCCGUCUUCAGCUUGUUGGCCAUCGCCAUCGAGCGCCACGUGGCCAUCACCAAGGUCAAGGUCUACAGCAGCGACAAGAACUGUCGGAUGGUGCUGCUCAUCGGGGCUUGUUGGGUGAUCGCUGCUGCCAUCGGCAGCCUCCCCAUCAUGGGUUGGAACUGCAUGAGCGACCUGCAGGAUUGCUCCACCGUCCUCCCCCUCUACUCUAAACGUUACAUCCUCUUCGUCAUCACCAUCUUCACCAUCAUCCUUCUCGCCAUCGUGGGGCUCUACAGCCGCAUCUACUGCAUCGUGCGCUCCAGCCACGCCGAGAUUGCCUCCACCCAGACCCUGGCCUUGCUCAAGACGGUUACCAUUGUCCUGGGAGCCUUCAUUGUCUGCUGGCUGCCGGCCUUCAUCAUCCUCCUCAUGGAUGCCACCUGCCCUGUCCGAGCAUGCCGGGUCCUCUAUAAGGCGAACUAUUUCUUUGCCUUCGCCACUCUAAACUCGGCCGCCAACCCCAUCAUCUACACGCUGCGGAGCAAGGACAUGCGCCGGGAGUUCCUGUGGGUGCUGUGCUGCUGCGGGGCCGGGCGCCGGGACCAGACCCCCGGCCGCUGCGGGCUUCCACUCCGCACCUCCAGCUCACUGGACCGCUGCACCCCAAAAUACGAGUUACCCACCUCGCCUAUCACCCACGAGUGUACCACCUCCGUUUAGGGGGUCCUGGCCACCCCACGACUGCCCCAUGGCUGCCCCAUGGCUGGGGCUGUGGUACGAAGGGAGCAGAGUCGGGGUGGAUUUUUUUUGAGGUACAGAUGGACAAGUGCACCUUCAUCCCGGGCAUCCCCCACCCCGGGCAUCCCCCACCCCUGGGCAUCCCACUGGGCAUUCCCACCCCCGGGCAUCCCCGGUUGCGGGUGGCAAUGCCGAUGCUCCGGCUGGGAUUGCUGUGACCCGUGCGCGCGCCGGCGUGUGCGUGUGCACGGGCACGGGCACGCGUGUUGCUCUUCCCACGCCCUGCCCGAGCCCCGGGGCCCCCGUGGGACCUGUCAGACGGGUCCUUGGGCCCCUCCCUGCGCCCGGCUCCCUGCGGCACCCCUGGCGCCAGUGGCAAAUCCUCUGCCCCCGGCUGCUCCCUGGCACCGUGGGUGGCUCCGACCACUAGUCCUCCGGGCUAGGAGGGGCUUUGCUGGGAAAGCCGGGCCUGGGGCGCUCACUGUGGGGCAGGGGGAUGACACAUGGGGACCCCUGUGUCCUCCCACCCUGCUCCAUGGUCCAGCUGUGUGCUGGUGCGCAGAGUUGGGGGGGGGGCCCUGUUGCGGCCGGCUCCGCUGGGGCCCCACCCCAUCACUGUGACCCCCCAAGACGCCCCCUCCAUCUUCGGUGACGUCUCCAGGGGCGAUCGUAGUAUUAAAAAUUGUUUGUUUA